Pyrgilauda ruficollis (rufous-necked snowfinch) is the source of this 298-nucleotide messenger RNA. RefSeq names its product polyunsaturated fatty acid lipoxygenase ALOX8-like. The record is from RefSeq and is a predicted model, not a curated record. The transcript is spliced from 3 exons. Gene Ontology annotation, molecular function: metal ion binding; oxidoreductase activity, acting on single donors with incorporation of molecular oxygen, incorporation of two atoms of oxygen. Gene Ontology annotation, biological process: lipid oxidation; linoleic acid metabolic process. The annotation marks the transcript as partial. Lineage: Eukaryota; Metazoa; Chordata; Aves; Passeriformes; Passeridae.
AUGUCGGCCACCUCGGUGGGCCGCGAGGGGACGCUGGCGCUGGUGGCCCGGGGCAUGGCGGCGCUGACGUUCCGCGAGCUCUGUGUCCCCGAUGACGUGGCCGAGCGCGGCGUUGGGGACAUCCCCGGCUACCACUACAGGGACGACGCGCUGGACAUCUGGGGCGCCAUCCACAGCUACGUGGAGGGCAUCGUGGCGCUUUUCUACGCCGAGGACGCGGAGGUGGCCGAGGAUGAGGAGCUGCAGGAGUGGGUGGGCGAGAUCUUCACCUACGGCGUCCUGGGCAACCAGAAGAGCG